CAUGUGAAGAAAAUUAUUUAUUUUGUGUCUUUCCUUGUCAAUAACUUGUUUAAGAAUUGUUUCAUAGUAUUUUUCAGCUUUCGUGUUGAACGUUAUCAACUAAAUACUUGUAUCAAGAUUGUUUUGCUCACAUAGAAAAGAUCCGUUUUAACCUAGUAAUUUCAUAGGGAGCAACACAUAGCAAAAUGCGAAUGCGCGAAAUUUUUAAAACACCAGGUGAAAACUCCGAAUCCGAUGAACUGGAUGAAUUAGCAGAUGUAGAAGAUGUUGAAGAUGCCGCGGUGUAUGAGGUACAUUUGGAGGAACCUUUCGAAUCAGAAGACUCUGAAGUCGAGUAUGGAAUCGCAAAUGGCAGUGGCAAUAUAGCGAAUGGACAACAAUCGGAUGCGGAAGACUCAGACUUCGACCCAAAUGUUGAUGAAGAUGAAGACAGUUCAGAUUUUCAACCAGAUGACUCGGAUGAUUCGAUGUCAGACACUGGUAAUCAAGAAGUUAUAAGAAAAUCCAAAACAAAUUCAGGCGAUGAUACCGGUCCAGGAUCAAGUGGUGUUGGUAGAAAUAAUGCCGGCGCAGAUGGAGUUAGUAGCGCAUUAGAACUUAAUGAAGAUGAAGAAGAUGAUGAAACGGUCCGAGCCAUAAUUGCGGCCAUUAAAAAACCUCGUACCGCACCACCAGAAAUCAAAUUAGAUGAUUUUAUUACCGAUAUUUGUUUUCAUCCGGAACGUGACAUUAUAGCACUUGCAACGAUUACAGGAGAUGUAUGUCUAUAUGCCUAUUCAAAUGAAGAAAAUACACUACUACGAAAUAUUGAAAUACACGCAAAAUCGUGUAGAGACGUUGAAUUCACAGAAGAUGGCCGUGAUUUACUAACAUGUUCCAAAGACAAAUCCAUUAUGAUAACCGACAUGGAGACAGAGAAGCUGAAGAAAUUCUAUGAAAGUGCGCAUGAUGAAGCUAUAAAUAAAUUGCACAUCAUUGAUGAGAACCUCUUCAGUACUGGUGACGAUGGGGGUACAGUUAAACUUUGGGACAUACGAACUAAAGACUCUAUAUUUUCGUUAAAAGAAGUUGAAGAUUUUAUAUCACAAAUGCUCACAAACGAAUCAAAGAAAUUGUUAUUAGUUACGAGUGGUGAUGGUUAUCUUACCACAAUUAACAUAGGAUCACGUAAGCUGUUUGUACAAUCUGAACCGUAUGAAGAGGAACUUCAUUGUAUGGGUACAUUUCGUGGCAAUUCGAAACUAGUCGUGGGUACAUCGAAAGGUCGUCUUUAUACAUUUAAUUGGGGCCAAUUUGGCUAUCAUUGUGAUAUGUAUCCAGGCAUUAAUACGCCAAUCAGCGAAAUGAUACCUAUUACGGAUCGUAUUUCUUGUGUUGCGGGUGAAGAGGGUAUAAUACGUGCUUGCCAUAUAGCUCCAUUUCGCAAUCUGGGUGUUGUAGGGCAACACAAUAUGCCAAUUGAAAAUUUGGACGUCUGUAAUUCUGGUGAAUUGAUUGCCUCAUCGUCACAUAAUAAUGAUGUACGUUUUUGGAAUGUAAAAUAUUUUGAAGAUUUUGGUGACAUUAAAUAUAAUGAAAAGCAUAACACAUUUAAGGAUAAGCGACACAAUUUACCAUCUUCGAAAUUCACAAAUGCUGGUGACUUUUUUGCUGAUUUGGCAAAAUCUCCUAGCGAUGACAACGAAUAGAAAUGGUACGUUGAAAAUAUAGAAAUAAAAUAUGAAUUAAUGUAUAAGAAAUUUGCUGUAUGUAUUGUAAAUUUUUGUAAGAAAAUUGUGUUUAAUUAUAGAAUAAUUAAAACGAA
This is a messenger RNA of Bactrocera tryoni, 1804 nucleotides long. RefSeq names its product WD repeat-containing protein 55 homolog. The transcript is spliced from 2 exons. The record is from RefSeq and is a predicted model, not a curated record. Bases 186 to 1688 code for a protein of 500 amino acids. Lineage: Eukaryota; Metazoa; Arthropoda; Insecta; Diptera; Tephritidae. Gene Ontology annotation, molecular function: protein binding.